AGGACAAUCUGCUGAACGGAACAAGUGUUUCUCAUACCUUUCGAUAAAGAAAACAAGUUUUCUUCAUCAGUGAUCACCACCCAAGCUUUCCCCAAAAAUAUGCGUUACAAAGCUGUAACAAACAAACAAAACCCAACUCUUAUCUUCAAAACUCUCUCUCUAAAAAUUUCGUAACUUUAUGAGUUUUGAAGUUUCAACACCAAUGGCGUCUUUUGAUUACUUGGAGAACAUGUAUGAUGUGAAGCUCAGGCCUCGACUGCUCCGUUUGCUUACGGAAGAGUACCUCACAGUCACAGGCCAAAACGACGCCGUUCCUACCCCUCCGGUGUUCACAUAUGUGGUUAAUGCCAUCAAGAACUUCGCUCUUCUCUCUGAAUCUUUCACUGAAUUGACCGACUCAAAGCUCGUCCAAGAUUGGAAGUCUUCAGUUGACGCCUGGGUUGAUGGCUUGCUCUAUCUCGUUUCUGGCGAUUCGCUGGUUGACUGUUGGCUAGGAACCUCUUUGCUAGGAGUGACUUGUCUAGAAUGCAGUUGUCAUCGUUUCUUGGUGUCCUACUCCGGUUGGCUUGAUAAGCUUCUGCAAAAUAUUAGGCCACCAAAAGCUUCCGAGUCUGUUAAAGCAGCUUCUUGUGCCUCCAUAUCAUAUUUAUUUACAAGGUUGGGUGGAUAUCCAAAUGUAAAGAGAGAAGGGAUAGCCCAUGCUGGGAAAUUUAUUCAUCCAGUUUUAAAUAUAUUAAUUGAGGAUGGCUCAGAGGCUUUAAUGGAAAGAGCAGUUGGUUUGUUAUGCACCAUUAUAACUUUCUUUCCACUAUCUAUACAUUCUGAUUAUGAAACUGUAGAAGCUGCUAUAGUUUCAAAAAUUAUUUCAGGGAGAUAUAGUGUUAAUACAUUGAAGAAAUAUGCUCAUUGUUUAGCUUUACUUCCGAGAUCAAGAGGAGAUGAAGAUAGCUGGUCCUUAAUGAUGCAAAAGUUAUUAAUAUCAAUAAAUCUUGAUCUCACUGCUGCAUUCCGUGGUCUAAAAGAAGAAACAGACCCCUCAGCUGCCUUAGCUAGUCUUUCGGAAGCGUCUGGUCAGUCAUUUAAGACACAAACUAGUCAGUUGCUUACCAACAGAGUCCCCACACUUAUGCUUUGCUGCUGUACUAUGCUUACAACUCCUUAUCCUGCUCAGGUGACUGUUCCUGUUGGUCCUUUAUUAGCAGUUGUUUGGAGGGUGCUGAUGGUGGAUGGAUCUUUGUAUCAACCAUUAUCUUCUUUUACAACUGUUAUGAAACAAGAACUCACUUGCUGCGAGCUUCCGAUUUUACACUUUUACAGUUUAGAUCUCCUUGCUGCUGUUUUAAAAGGAGUAAGCAGACAACUGUGGCCACAUACUGCAGAAAUUGUCAGAAUCCUAACAGCUUAUUUCAGGAGAUGUGCAUUGGCAGCACUAAGGAUAAAGGUGUACUCGGUUAUAAGGAUUUUGCUGAUGUCUAUGGGUGUCGGUAUAGCAUUGUCCAUUGACCAGGACAUCAUCAGCAAUGCAUUUGUGGAUUUGGAAUAUGUUGAAAAUGAAACAGGAAGAAUAUCUUCUAGUGCAGACUCAGAAACCAGUUCUAAAACCUUGCAGCAGCCAACCAGUCAAAAAAGGAAGCAUGUAACUGUGAAGCUUGAGGAUGAAGCAGGUUUGGAAGCGGAAGCUACCAAAAACAUUUUGAAUUCUCCUAUUUCUUUGAAGAUUGCUGCUCUACAGACAUUAGAAGUUCUUCUCAAUGUGGGUGGUGGUUUAAGUUCCGAGUAUUGGCAAUCAAGUGUUGAUUUUCUUCUAGUAACUGUAGCAACAAAUGUUUGUAAUGGAGAACUUGUCAGUGAAAAAGUGAGUGAUCUUGUGCCAGCCGAUGAAUGUAGUUCAACCUGGGCUGAUUUCCAGCUUGCAGCGUUACGUGCACUUUUGGCGUCUCUUCUUUCCCGUACUCGUGUUCAUCCCCCUUAUCUACAUCGUGGAAUUGAACUUUUUUAUAAAGGCAAACAAGGAGAGACAAAGAUCGCCGAAUUCUGUGCCCAUGCUCUUUUAGCCUUGGAGGUGCUCAUGCAUCCUAGGCAGCUACCAACAGUAGAAUUUCCCCCUACAAACGAAUGGUUCAACCACAAAAAUUCAGAAAAUAUAUGCUUGGGCGACCAGAAAAAUGAUGCCCUAUUGAGAACUCCUCUAGUAACGGAUAAUUCAGAUGGAGACAGUGACCUGCAUGAAACUUGGGUUUGUGAUGGCAAUGAAACCGAGGCUUCACCAAACAUUUCUGAUGACAACAUCAAAUCGGAAGAGCCUUCAGAACCAGAUUUCCUGCAAGUGAUUGAAGAUUUUCAAGCAGAAAACAUUCCAUUAGAUGGGUUGUCCAGUGCAAUUGCUCCAGAAGAAGUCCAGCAUGGACAUGCACAUCGUCAAACCAGAGCAAUUUCGAAUUCCCAAUCAACUGAAGAUAUUAAGGUUUGUGCCGAUAGUAGUGCAGGCUUUUAAGAAGCUUUUGAUGGUGGUGCAAGUUGAUCCUCCUAGCAACGAAAUGGCACCGCGCGGAGGAUGUUUUGUCAAGAUGCUGAAUAUGACUGGAAAAUAGGCAAUGCCGUGGCCACUCCUAUGGCAAUACUGAUUUCAGUGAGUUGAGUUAGGCAUGUGUUGGAGAGAGAACCAUAGAUGGUUAGUAAGGCACUGUUAUGGUUGAGUUUUGUUAAUGUAGCUGAACAUAUAUAUGGCAAGAAAUGGAGUGCUUGUGGAGUUUAUUUAUGAAUC
This is a messenger RNA of Cornus florida, 2764 nucleotides long. RefSeq lists its product as uncharacterized. Lineage: Eukaryota; Viridiplantae; Streptophyta; Magnoliopsida; Cornales; Cornaceae. Gene Ontology annotation, biological process: rRNA processing. The coding region runs from base 179 to 2494 and encodes 771 amino acids. The record is from RefSeq and is a predicted model, not a curated record. Gene Ontology annotation, cellular component: nucleus. The transcript has 13 exons.